AUGUUCACUCAACGCAACGCACUCUUCAUCGCUUUGGCCAUCACUUUCACCAAUCUUCUUCUCAGUGUUCAAGGUCUCGCGCUCCCAUUGAGCAGUCAGACACAAGCAGUCCAUUCAUCAUAUCUCAAGAGAAACGUCAACUCAACGAUCAGCGCUCCGGUCAAUCCAAAGCAUGACUUGCCGGGUCAAUCCGGUGUCCCUCUGGUCCAGCGCGACAUCCCUCCUCCCGUGCUGAAAGCGAUCGAGACGGUCGGUAAAUUCGUCAAGCGGGAUUCCUUGGCUGAGCGCGACAUCCCUCCUCCCGUGCUGAAAGCGAUUGAGACGGUCGGUAAAUUCAUCAAGCGGGAUUCUUUGGCUCAGCGGGACAUUCCUGCUCCCGUGUUGAAAAUGAUUGAGACGGUCGGCAAACUUGUCUAG
Puccinia graminis f. sp. tritici CRL 75-36-700-3 is the source of this 417-nucleotide messenger RNA. RefSeq lists its product as uncharacterized. The record is from RefSeq and is a predicted model, not a curated record. The transcript is spliced from 2 exons. The coding region runs from base 1 to 417 and encodes 138 amino acids. Lineage: Eukaryota; Fungi; Basidiomycota; Pucciniomycetes; Pucciniales; Pucciniaceae.